AGCAAGUAGUUUAAGUGAGGUGAAACUUGGGGGUACACAAGACACAUCAGACUCCUGAAAGGGGUACAGUAGUCUGGGAAGUUUGAGAGCCAUUGCCGUUGGUGACAGGGAAGGCUUCUGAUGAGUCUCCAUAACCCUGCCCAUUAUGCCAUCAUGAAGUGAGCAGAUGACAGCAAUCCUCUUCUCUGGGCAGCCAAAAUUAUGGAGGAGUUUCCACAGGCCCUUGUGAUUCACUGUGCCGAAGGCCUUGGUCAGGCCAGCAAACACCAUGUACAGGUCCUUGUUCUGUUCACCAGCCUUCUCUGCAAAACUCAUGUCCAUGGUGCCAUGGCCAGGACGAAAGCCACACUGUGACUCUGGAUACACCGAGUCCACUAAGUGAGAGAUGAGCUUGCUGAGGACUACAAGGAUCUUCCCCACUAUAGACAGUUGUGUGAUUCCACGAUGGUUCUCACUGCAAGGUAUGCUUCCCUUCCUCUUGUAUAGAUGGACUACGAAGGCAUCUUUAUACUCCUGGGGCACAGUGUCCUGUUCCUAUAUAGUCUUGAAAAAGCUGGUGAGUUUUCUGACCAGGUGAACACCUCCACAUUUGUAUACAUUAAGUGGAAUGCAACCAGGGGUGGAGACUUGCCCCUGAACAGCUGCUUGAUGGCCUUAGUAACUUUGUCUAAAGAAAGAUCCACGGCUAGCCCCUCCAGGACAGGACACUGCGGGCGUGAGUCAAUGGCUCCAUUGGACAUAGUGGAUUGACAGUUCAGAAGACUAUCAGAGUACUCUGCCCAGCUUUUGUCUGUGAGGAGCCAGUUACCAUCUGCUGUGAGGACACGAUAUCAGAAUAUCGUCCAUGGAAAUGACAACUCCAUUUGCAUUAGUUAGCAAUUCUGCCAUUGUUUUUUGGAAAAUUUCAGGUGCACUGGCAAUUCCAAAAGGUGAUCUUUCAAAGCAAAAUCUCCCAAAGGGUCUGAUAAAUGUAGUCAGUUUAGCACUUUCUUUGGCUAACGGAAUUUGCCAGAAUCCACUCAAGGCAUCCAGCUUGGAGAAUACUGUAGCUCCUUUCACUUUGGGGAGGAAGUCAGCCAGUGGUGGAAGGGUAGAUUUUUGUCUCACAGCUAAUUCAUUAAGACUGUUAAGAUCCAUACAGAUUUGUAUUUUUCUAUUUUUCUUUAUUUCUGGUACCAUUGGGGCACACCAUGCAGUUGGCUUAAUUAUGCCAAGCCGCUCCAUUCUCUUUAACUCAGUUUCCACUUUAUGAAGUAAUGGGCUAGGAAUCCUGCACGGUGUAGAUGCACUGUAUGGUUCAGCAUUGGCUGUUAAGGUCAUUUGCACUGGAUCUUCUUUCAGAAGUCCAAUAUCACCAAAUAUUCCAUGGAGUUCAUCCACCUUUCUCACUAGGCCCAUCAUGGCUGCUCCGCUGUGGCCGGGAAGGCUGUUGGUCUGUGUCCUUGGAUCACAUACACUCUGAACACAAAGCUCUUGUCUUUGUAAGUUGUUCUGUGGUGAGCUGGCCCAUGCAGCUCAGAAUCCCUCCAGGGCUAGCCUGAGCUGUGACAGGUAAAUUCAGCUCUGGGAGAGGUUGAAGGCAAUUGCUGAGACGAUUGUGAUGUCAGCUCUGAGUCAAUUUUAAAGUCAAUAGUCUCGCCAACGGAAUAGUCCGUUUCACUCUCCAGGUACAUUCUGUGUCAUCACAAGUGAUAGAUCCCAGAACAACAGCUCAUCUUGAUUGUCUGUAAUAUGAGUCAACUCCCUGUGGUGGCAAACAGCCACAAAAUGUCCAUAUUUCAUGCACAUAUUACACCAUGCGCCUCUGGCUGGACAUGAAUCAUCUCUUGGGAUACGACUUUUUCCACACCUUGGGCACUAGGCUGGAAUUUGUCCCUCUUAGCCUGGGAGUUCUUUCUCCUGGCCGCAGGGUUUUAUGAUAACAUGCAAGUGUCUGUCUGCAGCUUCUAAUCUAGGUUCAGGUUUUUCAAGUUGCUCCUGCCAUUUGGCCUGUUGUUUGGCUAAUUCUGACUGCUUCACUCUCUGCAUAGCUGUGGCUGGGGUUAAAUCUCUUCAGCUGUAGCUGCUGUGAAAGGCUUUUAUCUGUUAACCCAAUAACCAGCCUGACUCUGAUAUUUUCCUGUUUUGGAUUCCCCAUAUCUCAGGUUUCAGCCAGUGUAUCCAGAGCUCUUAUAAAACAGUCAACAUUUUCCCCUGGUUUUUGAAUUCUCUGGUGAAAACAUGCUUUUUCAUAAACUACAUUUCUCUGAGGUAGAAAAUAUGCAUCAAACAUAGCCAAAACCUGUUCAUAGUCAUCUUUGUGACUAUCUUCAGUAAAGUCAAUAGAUUUAAAGAUAUUCUCAACCUGUUUCCCCAUAGCAUAAAUUAGAGACGAUACCUGAAUAUCUCCAGUUUCUUUGUGGAGUUUUUUUAGCAGUUCAAAAUCUUGCAAAUUACUGCUUCCAGUCUGUCUAUCGGGAAGGUUUGUCAAAGCCUUAGUUCUCGGGGGCAUUGAAGAGUGGCCUUAGGUCUCCUCCCUGCCACCCCUUCUCCCUGACUGGAAGUUCGGGCAGCAGCAGCCAUGACUGGUGCAGGUUGUUGUGGACAACAGGUUCCAAAGAGCACCAGCUCCUCGUGCCCGGUGCCCCCAGAUGGAGCAUGGCCAGAGUCACGGCAGUGAAAUCUCUGGCCGAGUCCCAGUGCCAAGAACACCGCCUGAGAUUUACGGCCUGCCAGUCCCCUGCACUCAGCUGGCCCAGCCCCCAGCAGCCCUGGGAUUAUCCCCCCAGACAGACUUCAUCCUGGGAACCACUGUGACCUUGGGGGGGCUGUUACCUCUCUGCGGGGCUUUGCUGUGCGGGGGUGUGCCUAGCAAGCUGACGUGCUGCCCUGUGGCUGGGGGCGGUGUCUCAGGGUAUUGCCUCUCUGUAGCCCCUGCAACCGGCUGUCCCAUCCGCCCAUAAUCUCCAGCCAGGGCACAGUUACAUUCAGCCCUUUUGGAUGAACCAGAGCUUAACUCAACAGUGCCAUGACAUUGCCCCAGGUCCAGCCCCUUAGUCCUUCUGGCCCCUGUGUGUGGGGCCUCCAUACAGCCCCCUUGGUGAGCCUGUAGGGACCCAGUCCCUGCCUCCACCCUGGAUCCAGCCCAGGGACCCUGCAGCAAGUGGGUUUUCUGCCUCAUCAGCCCUCUUUCUUCUUCCCUCAGCUACUUCCUGAACCAGCCCAGCUUGGGUGCAGGGGCUCGCCUUGUCUGCAUCCUGCCCUGGGGCCAGGCUCGUGGUCUCAGCCGCUGCCACAGCCUGGGGUGCUGGAACCGUUUUUAGAGUGGGGGUGCUGAGAGACUUUAAACCAAACUGUUAAUGAUGGAACCCAUUUCAAGCCGGGGGGUGCGGCAGCAAAGCCUGAAAACCAGACUAACCGCAGUAGAGCCCAGCACCAGGCCUCCUGUCCCACCAUCGUACUGCACCCGCUGGGUGCAGGAGCCUGACAGCAGCUGGGCUCCCCUCUGGGAGCUGAGGGGUAGAGGCCUGAUGCCCUCCCAGGGCUGGGGUCCUCUGAGCUGGGCUUCUCCCUGGUAAGCAUCUCCUCCAAACCUGGCAUCAGUCACAGGUGUGCAGGGCAGGGCUGCCCCAUCCCAUGGCUGCUCUUUAACCCCUUCCUGCCUGCUGUGGGGUUUGUGCAUCCUGGCCCUUGGGGUCAGAGGAGCAACCCUGGAAGGCGGUAUCUGUGUGUCCCCAGAGCAGGCCGCGGCCGUGCGAGCUGGCGCACGUUGUUAGCGCAGCUGGGCGCUGGGCGGGGACGAGCCGGCUCCCCCGAGGGCCGUUUCCAUGCUUUGCCGUCUCCCAAGGCAGGGACAGAGGCACUGGGAUGCAGGGGCUGCACAUCCUGCUGGGGCUCGGGUGGCAACUCUCUCUCUCUCCCCCACCUCAGUGAACCUGGUGGAUUUUUGUGGCCUGACCAUCAGAGACGACGGGCUGAUUAUCAAUUCGCACAGGGACUCCCGGCGCUACUACUUCGUGGCCACGGGGACAGACUGCUCCCUCACCAUGCAGGCCGCGUCGCCCAAAGACAAAGUCCAGUUUCAGUUCCGAUUCUUCUUGGUGUACAGCUUGCUGCGCCUGGCCCCCAGCGGCAGGCCCCCCCCCAAUGCCACCGGAGCGCCUCUGCCCCCAGAGACCGCCCGGCCCAGCCAAAGGGGGCCUGGACAGACCUCAUCUGGUGGAGACUGGGAGCUUCAGGAUCCCUGCAAUGCUGGAUCGUAUGUGCAGUUCUAUGAUGGCAGAGGUCGUGCUGCCGAGCCCCUGGGGGUCCCGCUGUGUGGGAAGAGCAUCCCCAGGCCCAUCCUGUCCACCGGGAACUACCUGACCCUGCGCUUGGUGACACGGGGGCAGCAGCCCCGGGUGGAUUUCGUCGGCGAUUUUACAUCCUUCCGCCUGGGCUUCAGCAUCUCCGAGUGCAGCGAGGAGCCAUACUUCCAGUGCCGGAACAGCAAGUGCAUCCCCAGGAGCCUGGUGUGUGACCGGAUGGGCAUCGAUAACUGCGGGGACGGCUCGGACCAGGCGGCCCAUCCCCCUGCCAAGUGCAGAGGCCACCUCCCCACAUCAGCAUCUCUCCAGCUGGUGAGCAGCCCUGCAGCCAGCGUCACCCCCUGCAUGGCGGCUUGUGCCGGGGCAGAGAAGAGCCAGCCCUUGGCCCCAGACACUGCGCCCCUGGACAAGCCUGCAGCAGGUGAGAGGAGCUCGGGCUCCCUGCUGCCCCUCUACAUCCUCCUGGGGCUGGGCGUGGGCUCAGCCCUCCUGCUCUGGUGCUGCUGGUCCCCUGGCUGGUUUGUCUGGAGACUCGGUGCCUGCCGGUUCCUGCCUGGCUGCAACUCCGUGUGGGCCUCGUGCCAGCUCUGCCCCCGCAGCUGUGCCCACAGGAACCAUGGCUGUUCCGGCAAAGUGACGCCGCAGCCCAGCGACGACCUGCCCCUCUGAUGCAGCCGUGCCGUCUUUGCCCGGGGGUGGGCACUGGGCCUCCCCCUGGCCGGAGGAGCAGGGAUCCGACCUUUCCUGCCCGUGCCCUCUGCUGGCUUGGGUCACGGCAGGACGGGCUGCGGAUACCAGCGGGGGUGGGUGGGGGGAGAUGAGAGGGGAUGGGGCAGCUCCCACUACCCGCUCUGCCCACUCCCAUAGGCACGGGCCAGGCCCCAUGUGCCUUCCCCCAGAGGCGGCAGCCUCCAAAACACAAGGGCCCAGAGGGCUGCUCGGGAGCCCGGGAGCUGCCCCAGCGAGCGCUGCGGGUGGCGGAGGGAGCGACGGAGUCACUGGCCUGGGUGGGGCUUGGCCCCCGGCCUUUGAGCACGGCGUGGCUGGGGGCAGGCCGCGCGCCCCCCAGAUCUGCUUGUGAGUGUUGUUGUGACGCCUGCCGCACCAACCGCAUUGUCCCACCCUGUGGGGUGCAGCUGGCGGAGGAUGUGAGCCCAGCACUAAUAAAACAAGCCCACCCUUUGCUUGG
Messenger RNA from Chelonia mydas (Green sea turtle), 5475 nucleotides. RefSeq names its product low density lipoprotein receptor class A domain containing 2 (gene LDLRAD2). Lineage: Eukaryota; Metazoa; Chordata; Testudines; Cheloniidae. Bases 3807 to 4955 code for a protein of 382 amino acids. The record is from RefSeq and is a predicted model, not a curated record. The transcript has 4 exons. Gene Ontology annotation, molecular function: protein binding.